Molecule: messenger RNA, 1050 nt
Organism: Symbiodinium sp. CCMP2456
Lineage: Eukaryota; Dinophyceae; Suessiales; Symbiodiniaceae
Source: the annotation of a GenBank genome assembly
AUGCUCUCUGGCUACGAGAUUUCACGUGCCGCGGCGCAGGCCGGCGUGGCUGCGGAAGACAUUCCCAGCCUGCUGCGACACCUAGGCGUCGGCCCCGGAGGCCUGGCCGUGGAUGCUCUGUCAGACAUCUUGCUGGGACAUGUGGCACCGUCGGCACCGGCGGGGCCCAAGCAGAGGCCGUUGCCGAAGGUGGCCGUAAGCACGCCCACGGAGCAAAGGCUGAUCCCCCAGCCAAGCAGGUUCCUCCAGCUUGUGCAAGAUGCAAAGAACCAAGCCGAUUACAAGGUGCAAGUCCUUCAAUUCCUGCAAAGCUCUCCAGGGGAUAAUCUUGAGCAGAAGGAGACCGAUGCCGUUGCAUUCUGCCUCUCAAUACCUGCAAGAGACCUGUACAGCAUCGUGGACGGCUUUGGCUCAACCGUGCUGGUGCUUGCUUGCAGACUCGGCAUGCAGCAACUUUUUCAAGUAAUUCUGACGACUUCCUCAUCAUCUCAGGAGCGCAACACCUUCGUGAACAAGGCCAACGACAUGGGAUGGACCCCUCUACUCCUGGCAGCACAAAACGGAUACCAUCUCAUGUGUGAAGAGCUUCUUUGGGCACAGGCCGAUCCCAAUCUGCCCACAGAAGGCACGCGUCUAUCCCCACUGACAUUGGCAGCUUCUUAUGGCCAUGCUCACACCGUCCGGCUCUUGCUGGAUCUGGAGUGGACCAGACCGCCUACUAACCGGGCUCAUCCCUGGAUGCUCUCUUCCGACGGGCGUUCGGCUUUGCACUUCGUCCGGGCACGACUGCAGUGCCGGAUGAAACUUGUGGACGAUGGAGAAGAUCAACGGCUGGACAGCUACAGCGUCAGAAAGCCGCGGCACGCGGAACUUCCUGAGGACUACAGCAACAUUGAGCGAAUGCUGGUCGCAGCAAUGCGUGUGGUGCCACCGCCACCCGGAUUCGAAGCGGCCGUCCAGGACGAGUACUUGGACGUCGGUGUCUGGAAUCAGAUCCUUGAGGAGUUGGAUCUUUUGCGUCGGGAGGUUCCUGUGCAGAAAGGCCGCUGA